AUGUGGCAAUUGUUGAUAGUCUUGGCCUGCCUGCUACCUGGUUGCCUCUGGGUGCAGGUGCAGGCGGUUUUCCUCGAGGAAUGCAAAGGUGUGAUCAUCAAUAAGGUGACUAACGAGAACCAGGAGUGCAGUGAAUUCGUUCACUGCGAUGGCGAUGAUUCCUACUACUGCAAUGGCGAUUGCCGCGAGGCGGUCGAGUGUUAUACCGAUGUGGUUACCACGCCAGCUACCACUUUACGGCCUACAGUAAUCACUACGGAAAGAGCACCAGUCAACGAAGAACCGGUCAACACUACCUCUACUUCAGCUUCUACCACCCCUUCAACGAUUGCUGUACCACCAUCCACUACCACCCCGGCUCCGAGCACCGAUGUCCAUGUCAUCUGCAAGACGAGUGGAAAGAAUGGGGUCUAUCCCUAUCCGGCAAACAGCAACUACUAUUAUCAGUGUAUUUCCGGUUUUCUGCUGCUCCAGCAGUGCCCACAGAACAGUCAUUUCGAUGUCACCCAGGGCCAGUGUGUUGCCACAAAACGCAAUCGUUCAUCGGGCUUACGUUUGUAA
This is a messenger RNA of Drosophila teissieri, 561 nucleotides long. RefSeq lists its product as uncharacterized. Gene Ontology annotation, molecular function: chitin binding. The record is from RefSeq and is a predicted model, not a curated record. Bases 1 to 561 code for a protein of 186 amino acids. Gene Ontology annotation, cellular component: extracellular region. NCBI's taxonomy places the organism in Eukaryota, Metazoa, Arthropoda, Insecta, Diptera, Drosophilidae. The transcript has a single exon.